Messenger RNA from Seminavis robusta, 909 nucleotides. Lineage: Eukaryota; Bacillariophyta; Bacillariophyceae; Naviculales; Naviculaceae. The record is from the annotation of a GenBank genome assembly.
AUGGUAUCCUUCUCCUCUUCUCGAUUGGCUCUUGCCUCCAUCCUCCUUUUGGUCCUUCGCACCUCCGAGGCUAAAUCCACCUCCGACCUUCGAGGAAAGACUUCCAAAGACCAAAGGAAUCUAUUCUGGUACAGCUCCAAUGUUAACAUGGAAGCUGAAGGAGGAAACCCUGAUCUUCCUUGGGACCAAAAGCCAGCACCCGAGGAAGUACCAGUGGUGGAACCAGAGACUCUUCUUUCUCGUCAAAACAACGAAGACGAACUUCCUGAUGAGGUCGAUGGUGCUCCAAUGGAAGAAUCCGAGGACAGCGUGGCUGCUCUACCGGAAGAGUCAGCAGACGAGCCAAUGACUUUUGCGCAAGACUCCGAUAGCAAUGAUGAGGACAUGAACAUUGCACAAGAGUCUAUGGACGAGCCUUUCCUGGACACUGUGGAAGAGUCAGAGGAUGAACCGAUUCCAGAGUCUCGUACAAAGCUCUCUGAGAAUCCAUCCAUGGCUCCAUCAGGUACGCCCACAACCAGCCCUUCUUCGAUUCCAAGUGAUAUGCCCUCCAAGGUCCCUUCCAUCUCACCCACACGCUCCCCUUCAGUUGCUCCAAGCGUCGGCAUUUUGCAAAGAGACGAGCUCUCCGAUGUUCUCGUCAUUGAAACGGAUGGCGAGGACGAAACACCAGCACCCAACAGUGUAUUGCAAUCCGAAAAUGAAUCCAGCAACAACUGGAAAUACUGGGCCAUUGGCGGAGCUGUCGCCGUGGCCGUUGGAGCUGCCGUCUAUUUACUAUCCAUUAAUGCCUCACAACAGGCAGCAGCACAAGCACUGGACAAUGCCGAUGCAACCAAUUUAAUGUCCGCUGACGACAUGGCAUUCAGUCCGCAAGCUGCCGGCAUUCACCAGGCAACCACCGUUUGA